UUUCUCUGUUGUGUCUUUCCACGAUGGCAGAAAGCAUGAUUGGUAUUUUGCUUGACGUGUCUGGCUCUAUGGAGAGUGCAUAUGCGUUGGAUCGAUCUCAUGAUGCUAGUGUAGAGCGAACUCAUGCUAUACUCACAACUACCAUCAACAUCGUCAAGAGAGAAGCCGUUCAUCAUAAUCGUCAGGAAUCUGUUUUUGCUUCUGUCUUUGGCUUGUGCAAAGCUACUGUAACUUGUGAUCUUCUCUCUUUGCUGGAUCGUUUCAGAAGAGCAGAAGAAGACAUACCAAGGGAUGGACACCAAGCAUUGAUUGUUCUAGCCAGAGAACAUGGAGCCCGAUACGCUGGAAAAUGGAUUAAAGACUACUUGAAGCCAGAUGAAGCAGUAACUCUCUACAGAGGUUUGCGUUUUGAUCCAGACCUGAUACCUGAAAUGAUACGCUUAAUUCCAUCAGAAACAACAGCACAGACGGUAGAGGUAGCAAGUACCGCAUCUACAGUAGUUACCGUAGGUGCACUAGGACUGGGAGUUUUGACUGGUGGGGUAGGUUUCCUAGCUCUUGGAGGGAUAUUAGGAGGAUCAAAAAUGGUGGCAUCCAAGGCUUGUGAAGAGGCGGGGUAUCGAUCAGAUGCUUACAAGCGCGCACAGGAAAUCAUUAAAGACUUUGAUUCUGACAAAAUUGUAGAACGCUUGCUACAACGCAUGGAAUAUCCCAACCCACGACCUGUACAAGAGGUUUCUACGAUGCUUGAUGAUCUCCUGAAAAGCAAGCUUCCAUCUGCACCUUCGUCAUCUUUACAUGACCGAAUUCGUGAACUUCUGAAGCCUAUCAAGCCAUACAUUUUAGGUGGAACUCCAAUGUACAAGGCAUUGAACGAUGCUGAGAAUGUUUUCCAUACAACUGAUGCAACUCGAAAAGUAUUGUUUAUUCUUUCAGAUGGAAUGUCAGGUGAUGGAGAUCCACAACCAAUUGCUCGUGAACUUAGUCGUUCGGAUGUGAUCAUAGUCACAUGUUUUCUUACAUCAGAUCACAUACACAAUCCUAGACGUUUGCUGUACGAGGCUGACCCAAACUGGGGAUUUGAAGACGGUAGACAAGUAUUGUUUGAGAUGAGCUCAACCUGGAAGAAUACUCAUACCCCGAUAUCAUAUCUUCCCGAUGCAAAGUGGGAACUUCCCUUAGCUGGCCAAAGUCGUUUGUUUAUUCAAGCCAACAGUUUGGAUGUGGUUAAUGAGUUUUGUGAAAUUGUUGUUUCACAAAUGGCUUUACCUUGUGAUGCUCUAGUUCAUCUCCUAGAAACAAUUGACCUUGCCACAUACAUCAACCUUAAGAAUGCUGAAUUUGAACCCAAAAAACAAUACAAGGGAUCGUGCUUUGCAAAUGCAAUUGCAGCUGUCUUUCAUUUGGCCAUGAGUCGAAUUGUUGGUCGAAAAGGAGGCAUUCCAAAAUUUAGAGAUAUACGUCAUCGCAUAACACGUGAAUAUGGUUUCAAGAGUGCUAAUACUAAAAAGAUUCUUAAAAACCUUUGUCCAGAAUAUCGACUGCGGUUUAGACAAGUAAAUGAAACUGGUGCAAGACAAGCAAUUAACAAACGGCAACCUGUUGUUGCCACAUUUUUCUUAUAUGAAGAACAGUGGAAGAAAUUUUGUGGCUUUUAUGAAAGGACGCCAAAAGGAAUUCUCGAGAAAGGUGAUGUUACAGGUCGAGGUAGCCCGUGUGGACAUGCUGUGGUGUUGACAGGAUGUGAUCCAAACUGUCUGACAUUUAUGAACUCUUGGGGUCAAGAGUUUGCAGAUGGAGGAUUUUUUCGAGUCGAGGAUGAAAACGUGCUGAAUGAAACAACAUUUUAUGAUGUCUACUGGGAAGAAGAAGAUCUGACACGAAGUGAGAAAGAAGCCUAUGAAAGGGAAGGCAUCAAAAGAAGCAAAGAACUUUUACGAAAAUUUUCCAGCAUUAAGGACUUGUCUCACACAUGCCCUAAUUGCUUGCAAUCUAGCAACAUUGGAGAUUAUUACGGCCACAUACUUGAAGCUCGAUGUCCACGAUGUCAUAAAAAGUUUAGGCCUACUAACAAAGACAUUAUGAACUCUCUGUAUAGUAAGGCACACAACUUGUAGUUUUGUAUGCUUGUUUUACUGGUGCAGCUUGAAGAUGUUUCUUUCAGUAUCAACUGUCUUGUGUAACUGGGUCAGUCAGUUGACGUUCAUGAAUAUAUACUGUUACUGUUGC
Corticium candelabrum is the source of this 2229-nucleotide messenger RNA. RefSeq lists its product as uncharacterized. The transcript has 2 exons. The coding region runs from base 24 to 2117 and encodes 697 amino acids. The record is from RefSeq and is a predicted model, not a curated record. Lineage: Eukaryota; Metazoa; Porifera; Homoscleromorpha; Homosclerophorida; Plakinidae.